Messenger RNA from Erythranthe guttata (spotted monkey flower), 1225 nucleotides. RefSeq names its product zinc transporter 8. Gene Ontology annotation, cellular component: plasma membrane. Gene Ontology annotation, molecular function: zinc ion transmembrane transporter activity. The record is from RefSeq and is a predicted model, not a curated record. Gene Ontology annotation, biological process: zinc ion transmembrane transport. Lineage: Eukaryota; Viridiplantae; Streptophyta; Magnoliopsida; Lamiales; Phrymaceae.
UAAUAAUAAUACACAAUUUAAUUUAUAAAUUAAUUUAAAAGUCCACAGUGUUGACAUUCUUCAACACCACUGUAACACUGCAAUUAUAUAUAAAUACUGACUACGUGAAACCCUAAUUAAUUCUUCAUUCAGAUCACACAAAAAACAAAUUAUUAAACCUAUACAAAAAAAAGUUUAUAAAUCUGAGAUGAAGAAUCUGUUCAUCUGGGCCGCCGCCGUGGUUCUUCUCCCGGCGGCGGUGCUCGCCGACUGCACGUGCGAGGCGGAGGAGGAUGGCGACCGGAGCAGGAGCCUGGCCCUCAAGUACAAGUUGGCUGCCAUCGCCGCUAUUCUGGUGGCGAGCGCCGUCGGGGUGUCUCUUCCGGUGGUCGGGAGGAGGGUUCCGGCGCUGAGUCCGGAGAGGAAUUUCUUCUUCGUGAUAAAAGCCUUCGCCGCCGGCGUGAUUCUGUCGACGGGGUUCAUACACGUGUUGCCGGAUGCUUUCGAGAGUUUGACGUCGCCGUGUAUUCCGGCGAGCCCGUGGGGGGAUUUUCCGUUCACCGGAUUUAUCGCCAUGGUCUCCGCUAUUGGGACUCUGAUGGUUGACACGUACGCCACCUCGUACUACCGGCGCCGGUCGAAGGACAAGGCGGCGGAGGGAGUCGGCGGCGCCGGAGAAGGGAUUCUUCCUGUUCACACCCACGCCACUCACGGCCAUGCACAUGGGUCGGUUUCAAUGGAAGCGGAUUCCGGCGAAAGUGACGUGCUUCGCCACCGUGUGAUUUCACAGGUGUUGGAAUUGGGAAUCAUAGUACAUUCUGUAAUAAUUGGAAUUGCAUUAGGAGCUUCACAAAGUCCAAAAACAAUAAGACCACUAAUUGCAGCUUUGUCCUUCCAUCAAUUCUUUGAAGGCAUUGGUCUUGGUGGCUGCAUUACUCAGGCAAGGUUUAAAGCAAGGGCAGUAACAAUAAUGGCAAUAUUCUUCUCCAUAACAACCCCAACCGGAAUAGCAAUCGGAAUCGGAAUAACAAACAUCUACAGCGAAACGAGCCCAACGGCUCUGAUUGUACAAGGAGUUUUCAAUGCAGCAUCGGCCGGAAUAUUGAUUUACAUGGCGCUUGUCGAUCUUCUUUCUGCCGAUUUUAUGAGCCCGAAAAUGCAAAGUAAUGGAAAACUACAAUUAGGGGCAAAUUUGUCACUUCUUAUUGGUGCUGGUUGUAUGUCUCUCAUAGCCAAGUGGGCUUGA